Messenger RNA from Symbiodinium necroappetens, 1041 nucleotides. The record is from the annotation of a GenBank genome assembly. Lineage: Eukaryota; Dinophyceae; Suessiales; Symbiodiniaceae.
AUGAGCAAGUCGCCAGUUCAAGGAUCCGCAGGUCAGGCGGAGCAUGCGGAUCCCGCAGAAAAAAGUGACGAGAAGAAGAAGGUCCUGCAGGAGGGGGUAAUUCUGCUGCAGCGGUACGAUCGCAAAAGCAGCUGUUUUCAAUUGCGCUUGUGUAACAAGAAGCUCGCCAAUUUAAGCUUCACCGUGGACAUCUCGAAAUCCGUGAAUCUGGAACUUCGGGCUCCGCCUGGCAAAGGGACCUCGCACUCUUGCAACGUGGAGGUGCCGCCGGGGCUGGAGGUGGAGCUUUGCCAAAUUGCGCAGGUUGAUCCGAAGAAGGGGUACACGCUCAGUGCCACCUACAGCUGGGUGCCAAAGCCAGCAGAUCGCAAGCUGGUGCAGCAGCAGACAGCAGAGGAAGUGAAGAGGCGGCACGACAUCGUGGCAAACCUCAAAACCUGCAACAUUGUUCCGUCCAAGUUCGAUUCGGCAGCCAAGAUCGAGGAGGCGUGCUCGAAAAGAGGCAUUUCGCAGUUCGUUGAUGCGGAAUUCUUCCCCGACGACACUGCGCUGUUCAACCAACCGCAGAGUCAAGACAACCCUUGUGUUGUUUGGAAGCGCCCCAGCGAGUUCUGCGACAAGGGCGAGAUCAGAGUCUUCUCUGAUUCGAUCACGCCAUGUGACAUCCACCAGGGAGCGUUGGGUGAUUGUUGGUACUUGGCUGCGCUGGCAGCCUUAGCAGAGCAGCCUCAGCUCAUCCGCGAACUCUUCAGCAGCGACAAGCACAGCAGCCUUGGCGUCUACGAAGUCUCGUGCUUCAAGAACGGACAGCUGACCAAAGUCAUUGUGGAUGAUUUGAUCCCAUGCUCCCCAUCGACGGGCAAGCCCUGCUAUGCACAUGUCAACGUCGAAGGGGAAGGCCAGACGGUGAACGAGCUUUGGGUGGCGCUGUUGGAGAAGGCAUGGGCCAAGCUGCAUGGUUCCUACGAGCAGAUUGAGGGUGGAAUUCCGUGCUUCGGCUUCAUGAGCUCUGCUGUCUUUUCCAAGCCGUCGGAUGCAUGA